Molossus molossus (Pallas's mastiff bat) is the source of this 2514-nucleotide messenger RNA. It is a transcript of the gene SPG7, whose product is annotated as SPG7 matrix AAA peptidase subunit, paraplegin. The record is from RefSeq and is a predicted model, not a curated record. Gene Ontology annotation, molecular function: ATP hydrolysis activity; ATP-dependent peptidase activity; metalloendopeptidase activity. Gene Ontology annotation, cellular component: m-AAA complex; membrane. The transcript is spliced from 17 exons. NCBI's taxonomy places the organism in Eukaryota, Metazoa, Chordata, Mammalia, Chiroptera, Molossidae. The coding region runs from base 1 to 2379 and encodes 792 amino acids. Gene Ontology annotation, biological process: mitochondrial protein processing; protein-containing complex assembly.
AUGGCGGCCCUGUGGCGGCUGUUGCGUGCCCUCCGCCAGGGCCAGGGUACAGGUCCCGAGUGGUUGAGAGGCCCCUGCUUAGACUGGGGCCCAGCCCUCUAUGUCAGGGCCGGGAGGAGGUGGCCGCACUUCGUCCACAGGACUCCGAUUGGUGUCACCAGGGCUGGAGGCCGAGCCCUGCAGAGUUUGCAAUUACGACUGCUAACGCCUACCUUUGAAGGGAUCCAUGGAUUGUUAUUGAAACAGCAUCUAAUCAAGAAUCCAGUCAGACUCUGGAAGCUUUUAGGUGGCACUUACUAUUUUAACACCUCAAGGAGGAAGCAGAAGACUAAGGACCAUGAUAAAUCCAAGGGGAGGACCCCUGAAGAUGAUGAAGAGGAGAGGAAGCGCAAGGAGAGGGAGGACCAGAUGUAUCGUGAGAGGCUGCGCACCUUGUUUGUCAUCGCCGUUGUCAUGAGCCUGCUGAAUGCGCUCAACACCAGUGGGGGCAACAUUUCCUGGAAUGACUUUGUCAACGAGAUGCUGGCCAAGGGCGAGGUGCAGCGGGUCCAGGUGGUGCCCGAGAGUGACGUGGUGGAAGUGUACCUGCACCCUGGAGCUGUGGUAUUCGGGCGGCCUAGGCUGGCUUUGAUGUACCGAAUGCAGGUGGCAAACAUUGACAAAUUUGAAGAGAAGCUUCGAGCGGCUGAAGAUGAGCUGAAUAUUGAAGGCAAGGACAGGAUCCCAGUUUCCUAUAAGCGUACAGGAUUCUUUGGAAAUGCCCUCUAUGCCUUGGGGAUGACAGCGGUGGGCUUGGCCAUCCUAUGGUAUGUUUUUCGUUUGGCUGGAAUGACGGGAAGAGAAGGAGGAUUCAGUGCAUUUAAUCAGCUCAAAAUGGCUCGAUUUACGAUUGUGGAUGGCAAGAUGGGGAAGGGAGUCAGCUUCAAAGAUGUGGCAGGAAUGCACGAAGCCAAACUGGAGGUCAAAGAGUUUGUGGAUUAUCUGAAGAGCCCAGCGCGCUUCCUUCAGCUUGGUGCCAAAGUUCCGAAGGGUGCACUUCUGCUCGGGCCCCCUGGCUGUGGGAAGACCCUGCUGGCCAAGGCUGUGGCGACGGAGGCCCAGGUGCCCUUUUUGGCGAUGGCUGGAUCGGAGUUUGUGGAGGUCAUUGGAGGUCUUGGUGCUGCCCGUGUGCGGAGCCUCUUCAAGGAGGCCCGUGCUCGGGCCCCCUGCAUCGUCUACAUUGAUGAGAUUGAUGCCGUUGGCAAGAAGCGCUCCACCACCAUGUCGGGCUUCUCCAACACGGAGGAGGAGCAGACCCUCAACCAGCUUCUAGUGGAAAUGGACGGAAUGGGCACCACUGACCAUGUCAUCGUCCUGGCAUCCACCAACCGAGCCGACAUUUUGGAUAAUGCUCUAAUGAGGCCAGGCCGACUGGACCGACACGUCUUCAUCGAUCUCCCCACACUGCAGGAAAGGAAGGAGAUUUUUGAGCAGCAUCUGAAGAGCCUGAAGCUGACCCAGGCCAGCAGCUUUUACUCACAGCGUCUGGCGGAACUCACUCCGGGGUUCAGCGGUGCUGACAUCGCCAACAUCUGUAACGAGGCUGCUCUGCACGCUGCACGGGAAGGGCACUCAUCUGUUCACACGUUUAACUUCGAGUAUGCUGUGGAGCGCGUCAUCGCAGGGACGGCCAAAAGGAGCAAGAUCCUCUCAAAGGAAGAGCAGAAGGUGGUUGCGUUUCAUGAGUCAGGCCAUGCGUUGGUGGGUUGGCUGCUGGAGCACACUGAGGCUGUGAUGAAGGUCUCCAUCACGCCUCGGACAAAUGCUGCACUGGGCUUUGCUCAGAUGCUCCCAAGAGAACAGCACCUCUUCACCAAGGAGCAGCUGUUUGAGCGGAUGUGCAUGGCCCUGGGUGGCCGCGUGUCAGAGGCCAUCUCCUUCAACAAGGUCACUUCUGGGGCACAGGACGACCUGAGGAAGGUCACUCGUAUUGCCUACUCCAUGGUGAAGCAGUUUGGGAUGGUACCGAGCAUUGGGCACAUCUCCUUCCCUGAGGCUCAGGAGGGCCCUGCAGGCAUUGGACGGCGCCCCUUUAGCCAGGGCCUCCAGCAGAUGAUGGACCAUGAAGCUCGGCUGUUGGUGGCUAAGGCCUAUAGGCACACUGAGAAGGUGCUGCAGGACAAUCUGGACAAGCUGCAGGCGCUGGCGAAUGCCCUGCUGGAAAAGGAAGUGAUAAAUUACGAGGACAUCGAGGCCCUCAUCGGCCCACCGCCUCAUGGGCCCAAGAAGAUGAUUGCGCCUCUGAGGUGGAUUGACGCUGAGAGGGAGAAGCAAGAUGCUGGGGAGGAGGAGGUGCCUCAGCAGCCCCCACUUCGAGAGGAGCCCUCUUGGCCCAAAUAGCUGGACCUCAUUAAUGAUGCCUGUGGGGACCCAGGAAGUGAACUCUUUACUUAGCUGGCCCCCAAGUUCCUUUUCACCCGAGAUUUGUAUCUCACAGCCCUCACUGGUGCCUGCUUAAGGGCUUCUGAGAUCUGU